UGUCCUUUUUUCUUCCUAUUUCGAGCAUGCGCWUUGGUCAAAUCAAAACAAUAGUCGAAAACUGCCAUUUUAAAGUUUAAAUUUCAACAGAAUCAGUUUGGCAAACGAAGCAUUUAGAAUAAUCAGAAUUAUGAGGCACUURUAUGCAUUUCGUCUUAUCAGUACUGGGAUUUUUCUCGUCUUGGUUAACUUGUCUUUGGGUGAAAAUAGCGAAAGCGAAGAGUUACGUUUUGAAAUGGAUUGUGAAAAUGGUGUGUGCUUUAGAAAUGAAGACGACGGGCCUUGCAUUGACAAAUACCACGACAGACCGCAGCUAUUCCGUUGGGAACCAAUUAAGAAAGGACAUACUCGUGAAAUUGAGCUGGAGCCUGGCAAAAAAUAUACGAUGACGACGAUGGCCAGCAAACCACCGAUUUUUGAAAUUCGUAAUUUUUUGAGUCCAGAUGAGUGUGAACACAUUCAAACGCUGGCUGUCAAAAUGGGCCUUCACAUGAGYAUAACCCAUUUUGAUGAACGUUUGCUUGAAAAGAAGAAAGAUUUAGAAGGACACGCCGUUGGUAUUUCAUCUAAUUUUAUCAACUGGGACCGAAACUUUGACGGCAAAAUAACUAAAGAAGAGAUAAUCGAUUAUUCUGAACUGUACAAGUUUAUGUAUUUCUCCAUGGAAGACAUUGAUCGUAUGAUCAAAAGGCUGGAACUCAAGGMACUUGAUGACGGUAUAAUAACGAGGAAAGAGUUCGAAACAUUUCCUACAGCAAAGAUAGAUGCUUACAUGAAUGUACUGAAAGAACAUCACCCAAAGCACAAGGACAGAUACAGUAACCAGGCCUGGGUACUACAGGGGAAAACUGCUGAYCCAAUAAUCAAAGGUCUAAGGAAAAGAAUACAAAGACUUACAAGACUACCCACGGAAAUCAUCCGAGGUGGAGAACCUCUUCAGGUUGUGCAUUAUGACAAGUACGGUCAUUACAAUGGACACUAUGAUAGCCAGUCAAUUACUGAGCAUCCUGAUUACAAAUGCUGUCAUACAACAAAUGCUAAGCCUCCUCACUGCAGACUUUGCAGGUAUGUYACUGUACUAUAUUACUUAAAUGAUGUUGAAGAAGGCGGUGAGACUGCGUUCCCUAUUGCAGACAAUGCCACUUACAGCGAACAGGCAUUCUCCAAGACGUCUACAGGGGAUGCAUUCAACUUAGUUCACAACUGUAAUAAAGCGAAAUUAGUCGUUCCUGCCGAGAAAGGUAAGGCCAUAUUAUGGUAUAACCACUUUGUGGACGAGGACACUGGGCUCCUGGGACAGAGAGACGAUUAUACGUUACACGGAGGAUGUGGUGUCAGAAAGGGAGAUAAGUGGGUGGCAAAUAAUUGGAUUUCUGCAUUUGAUGCUGACAAUAUCGAUGAAAUUAGUGUCUAUGACGAUGAGCCACGUACGCCACACUAGCUUGGGAUACUGAAACGUAUAGUAUGUACGUAAUGUACUCUUAUGCGAUACGCAAACUACAUUAGUAAUAGUAGAAGAAGUGGUUUACGCAGCGUAAGUUCGUAUUACGUAAACAUACGGUUUUAUUGAUURCGCACUAAACCAAUACGUGAACGCAGUGACUUGUUACGUUUGCGURUCGCAUAAAGUCAAGUGAUUGGUAAGCAUACAAUAAAAAUAUUUAAAGUUUAAAAAUAUUAAAAGAACKUACUGUAAAGUAGGUAAUAAUAAGUGAAAAUAAGUAUGAUAUAGAUAGGUUAAAUAUWAAUAAUAUUAAAAGGUUUCCCUCAACCUUUUACGCAGGGGAAUAAGUAGUGCGUAGUACUUGUUUUUAAUCCACUAAUGAAAGUUGUAUGACUAAAUUGUUUAGAAAACUGCAUCCUUUAGAAUAAGCGAGAUGAUUUAUUUUCAGUAUUUAACUUUUCAUUGAUGYGUACUUAAGCACUGCUAAGCAGUGSAAGSUCGGCUUUAGCGAUACUCAAYGUGAUCUAAGCCUUUGUUAUUCAAUGUGCCAACCAGAAGACGAUUGGCUGUUAGAGCAAAGCGACUUAUGAAAAGCCAGAAUGAGUUUUUUGAUAAACAUUGAGUAUCGCUAUUAUAAUCUUUUAGUUUCGGGCUCCCUGUGAGGGGACUUGAAACAGAUGCGUUUCGCGCCACACAGGAAUCCCGUAAGAUCGAAGACUGAUUGAUAGAGUUGUAAACCAAUUAAGAUUAUCACAUUUUAUCAUAUAAUGAUUUAAAUUUGAUAAAUUGCUGUAGUAUAAAUGCGAUUAAUAUUUUCAAUAAAUGUAAUGAAAAAAUUAAUCUACAAAUGUAUAAAUAAAUCAUCUCAGUUUUUGUGAUGAAAGAAUAAACGAAUUUUACUAAACGGAUUUUUACGUACGGAUUUUUUUACGCACGUCUUUUUACGCGCGGUUGAGGUUUUGARUGAUCAUGCGUUGAUCUGCUAAUUGAUAACCUUAACGUGUUUUACUGACUGCUAUCUUGAAAAAUCAUUAAAUAUAGAUAAAGAUAAYUUUAGAUGCAGACGAUUUUAUGUGCACACCGUAAAACUAUUAUAGUGUGAAGUAGAUAGAAUACUUCUAUCUUUUAUUGGCUGGUAAACAUUAAACUGGUGACAGGGUUUGUCUGGUAA
Exaiptasia diaphana is the source of this 2615-nucleotide messenger RNA. RefSeq names its product transmembrane prolyl 4-hydroxylase. Bases 131 to 1441 code for a protein of 436 amino acids. The record is from RefSeq and is a predicted model, not a curated record. Lineage: Eukaryota; Metazoa; Cnidaria; Anthozoa; Actiniaria; Aiptasiidae. Gene Ontology annotation, cellular component: endoplasmic reticulum. The transcript has 11 exons. Gene Ontology annotation, biological process: peptidyl-proline hydroxylation to 4-hydroxy-L-proline. Gene Ontology annotation, molecular function: procollagen-proline 4-dioxygenase activity; iron ion binding; L-ascorbic acid binding.